Messenger RNA from Verticillium nonalfalfae, 1296 nucleotides. RefSeq names its product 2-oxoglutarate dehydrogenase complex E2 component (gene KGD2). The transcript has 4 exons. Gene Ontology annotation, cellular component: oxoglutarate dehydrogenase complex. Bases 1 to 1296 code for a protein of 431 amino acids. Lineage: Eukaryota; Fungi; Ascomycota; Sordariomycetes; Glomerellales; Plectosphaerellaceae. Gene Ontology annotation, biological process: tricarboxylic acid cycle. The record is from RefSeq and is a predicted model, not a curated record. Gene Ontology annotation, molecular function: dihydrolipoyllysine-residue succinyltransferase activity.
AUGAUGUCAAGAGGAGUUCUCACGGCGGCACGCAUGAUGCCCUUACGUCGUUGCCAGCCACAACACGUCGCGAUGGUGCCCAUCAUGAUGCGACAUGUGCGCAACUAUGCCGACAAGAUCGUUCAGGUCCCGCAGAUGGCUGAGUCAAUUUCGGAGGGAACAUUGAAGCAGUGGCAAAAGUCGGUUGGCGACUACGUUGAACAGGACGAGGAAAUUGCGACAAUCGAGACUGACAAGAUCGACGUCGCUGUUAAUGCACCAGAAGCCGGCACCAUCAAAGAGUUCCUCGUCAACGAGGAAGACACCGUCACCGUUGGACAGGACAUCGUCAGACUAGAGCUUGGCGGAGCACCUUCCAGCACCGAGGCCAAGGCGGAUUCAUCAAGCACACCGAGCCAACAAGGAAACGAAGCUGAGAAGCCUCAGUCCGAGCCUACGUCUGAGUCGAAACCCAAGCCCAAGUCGGAGCCAAAGCAAGAUGCACCCGCUAGCGGCAGCAGCAGCAAGCCUGCUACGCCGGCGAAGGAAACAAGCAAGCCCUCGAAGGAUGUUCCCAAGGAGGGCUCGAGCUCUGGUCCUACUCUCGGAAACCGUGAGGAACGUCGCGUGAAAAUGAACCGUAUGCGUCUCCGGAUAGCAGAACGCCUCAAGCAGUCGCAGAACACUGCUGCUUCCCUGACUACGUUCAAUGAGGUGGACAUGUCAUCGCUGAUGGAAUUCCGCAAACUUUACAAAGACGAUGUUCUGAAGAAGGACGGUGUGAAGCUUGGCUUCAUGAGCGCCUUUGCGCGCGCGACCGUUCUCGCCAUGCGUGACAUUCCGGCCGUGAAUGCUUCAAUUGAAGGCCCCAAUGGUGGUGACACCAUUGUGUACCGUGAUUAUGUCGACAUCAGCGUGGCUGUUGCAACCGAGAAGGGUCUUGUGACACCCGUCGUGCGCAACACAGAGUCCAUGGGCAUGGUUGGCAUUGAACAGGCAAUUGCCGACAUGGGCAAGAAGGCUCGUGACGGCAAGCUCACGAUUGAGGACAUGGCUGGUGGGACUUUCACUAUCAGCAAUGGCGGCGUUUUUGGUUCCCUCAUGGGAACUCCUAUCAUUAACCUUCCCCAGACUGCCGUUCUUGGUCUCCAUGCCAUUAAGGAUCGCCCGAUUGCUGUUAAUGGCAAGGUCGAGGUUCGUCCUAUGAUGUACCUCGCUCUCACCUAUGACCAUCGCCUACUGGACGGGAGGGAGGCCGUGCAGUUCUUGGUGAAGAUAAAGGAGUACAUCGAGGAUCCAAGGAGGAUGCUGCUGUAA